This is a messenger RNA of Papilio machaon (common yellow swallowtail), 1679 nucleotides long. RefSeq names its product protein naked cuticle homolog (gene nkd). The transcript is spliced from 5 exons. Bases 195 to 1436 code for a protein of 413 amino acids. Gene Ontology annotation, molecular function: calcium ion binding. Gene Ontology annotation, biological process: negative regulation of Wnt signaling pathway. The record is from RefSeq and is a predicted model, not a curated record. Gene Ontology annotation, cellular component: cytoplasm. NCBI's taxonomy places the organism in Eukaryota, Metazoa, Arthropoda, Insecta, Lepidoptera, Papilionidae.
CGGUUGUACGCUCCGGCUCUUCGUCCGACAUUCACGCGGGCAACUGGGUCACGGGGUACGUUUUCAAAUAGACGGAUAACUAAAGGUGUUGUGUUGUGAUCGCUUAUUGUGGAAGUGUUUAGUUAUUAAUAACAGUGAAAUAACAAGCUAGCGGCUCUUUUGAAGUAACAGUGAUGCGUGCGUGAGCGCAGCGCAUGACGUGCUACGAAACGUUGAGAGCUUCGGCACCCGCCGCGGACGCCCCCAUGGCGCACCACUUCGUCAAGUGGUGGCGCAACAAGUUUAGAAAUGGAUACAAGAAGUUCAGCAUUGGUACGGAGAGCGAGCGGACGGACACCGAAGAGCUGGUGGGCCGUGCGGCUUCUCAAUGCUCGGCGCCGCCCGACCUGCUGCCCAGCGAGGCGCGCGCGCUUCUUAAUCCUAGCACGCCGCCGCCGCUGCAAGCUCGGGCGCACGAGCGCGCCAGGCUGCCGCCGUCUCCUCGCACUGCAGAUGCGCACGACGAUAAACCUAGACUGCGAUUCGAGGAGUUGACAUGUGACGUGGAGCUGCAACACCCGGCGCCGUCCAAGCAACAGCCACUGCAGUUCUCCUUCACACUGUACGACCUCGACGGUCACGGCCGCAUGACUAAGGAUGAUAUAGCCGGAAUAGUGUCGACUAUAUACGAGUCGAUCGGGAAGUCGGUGACCGUUCCGCACUACGGAUCUAAAACUAUUCAAGUGCGACUAACGGUGGUGCCCGAGGACGGGCGGCGCGCGAGACACGAGCGCGACAGGCGGGAGGGCAGGCGGCGCCGGAGGAGGGAACAGCCGCAGACCGCACCUGCAGACUGCGACAAUAGUGACGAAGAACACGAAAGACUAUCGUUUGACGAUGACGCUUCCUCAAAGUCUUCGUGCUCCGGAGACCGAAGACCGCAGAGGCCGCCGCCUACAAGACCGAAGUCCCACCGACAUCCGCGCAGGGAGCACCGCGAACAUAAACACACCAAAAAACGGUCCGGCAGUCUGCAGCGGCGGGAACUCCUCGAAAUCAUACAAGCCAACAUGGAAAAAAAUCAUCUGAGCUUUCAGACUUCCAGAAAACCCAGUGAACCAGUUGGCAUUGAGGAGGAGAUCACGCCCAAAUACCAUAAACACCGGAACAGAUCUCACACGAUCAGCGAGAAGCCGGUACAUGCAUUCCAAAAGAUAAAAUGUGAAAAUACAGGUGACGGGUACUUGGACUUAGCAGGUGCCGGUGACUCCAAUCUGUGCAGGUACGACCGUUACUUGCACGCAGUCAUAUGUUCAUCAGCCAAACAUGCACACACAGGUUAUCAUCACAAACAAGUACAACCGAAGACUAAAGUCCAUAUGAACAAGCGUUCCCGGUCACAUGACCUCCCCGGACAUCUACACCAACCCCGAGUACUCCAAAUAAUAUUCUUAUAGAACUCGAGACCGGACUCAGUCAGUCACGACUUUGUCCUCUUCGCUUUAAGUGUGUGUGUAAACUGUGGUUACCAAAACAUGUACAGAAGAUAACGGAAAGUAAGUGCCCGUUUGAAUGAUGUGUAAUUAUAAUUGUAUGAAUGUAUGGAGGAAUCUAAAUGUUAAGCUAUCAAUGAGUUACAUCACACAUGCAGCUGUUAUCAGUAUUUACUAUAUGUAUUUGAUAAUGCAAAGGAAUUAAUA